Messenger RNA from Oncorhynchus gorbuscha (pink salmon), 787 nucleotides. RefSeq names its product adenylate cyclase activating polypeptide 1b (gene adcyap1b). The coding region runs from base 74 to 466 and encodes 130 amino acids. Gene Ontology annotation, biological process: neuropeptide signaling pathway; neuron projection development; positive regulation of GTPase activity. Lineage: Eukaryota; Metazoa; Chordata; Actinopteri; Salmoniformes; Salmonidae. Gene Ontology annotation, cellular component: neuron projection; extracellular region; perikaryon. Gene Ontology annotation, molecular function: pituitary adenylate cyclase activating polypeptide activity; neuropeptide hormone activity; peptide hormone receptor binding. The record is from RefSeq and is a predicted model, not a curated record. The transcript has 4 exons.
UCUAUCUAACAACCAACAGACUGCUUGGACCAGCACAUUGCAGCACGCUACUCUGCCUACCUUCUGCGAUAAAAUGGCACGGUGUCAUAGAGCCACUCUAGUGCUGUUGGUCUGCGGCAUCCUAAUGCACUACAGAAUCUACUGCUCGUCUAUAGGACGCAGGUAUCCCAAGAUCAGAACAGAGAGACGUGCAGAGGAGGUGGUAGCUAGAACAUUGAGGGAGAUUCUGGGCCAGCUGACAGCGAGGCAGUAUCUCAUUGCACUGAUGAUGAUACCUGUAGGUGAGGAGAGUCGAAUGGAGGAUGAAUCGGAGCCGUUCUCAAAGCGUCACUCAGACGGCAUCUUCACAGACGGCUACAGUCGCUACAGGAAACAGAUGGCUAUGAAGAAGUACCUGGAGGCAGUGUUGGGGAGAAGGUACAGACAGCGAUUUAGGAACAAAGUAUGGAGGCUCACAUAUUUGUAGCAAUUCUAGCCCUCCCUUACCCUGAUCCUAAACCUAACUCUGACCCUAACUCUGACCCUAACCCUAACUUUGACCCUAACUCUGACCCCAACUCUGCCCCUAACUCUCUGGUAUAUAAACUCAUCCUUCAAACUACAUCCUUAUGAAUGCUAUACUAUAUUUGACCAAAAAGUGGUUUGUGCCUGUGUUCCUUAAACGUAUAUUUACAGUUGAAGUCGAAAGCUUACAGUACAUACAAUUUAGCCAAAUACAUUUAAACUCAGUUUUUCACAAUUCCUGACAUAUAAUCAUAGUAAAAAUUCCCUGUCUUAGGUCAGUUAG